Molecule: messenger RNA, 2718 nt
Organism: Heterostelium album PN500
Lineage: Eukaryota; Evosea; Eumycetozoa; Acytosteliales; Acytosteliaceae
Product: DENN domain-containing protein
Exons: 7
Coding region: 1-2718 (905 amino acids)
Source: RefSeq, a predicted model, not a curated record
AUGAGUGAGCAAUGUGUUACAUCAUCAUCAGCAUCAUCAUCAGAGAGUGAACAAGUCACUACUAAUCAUAAUCAUCAACAACCUACUGUCGAUGACCAACAUCUCAAAGAGUUAGUGACCGAUCAACAACUUCCAGAUAAAGAAGAAGAAGAAGUAUUAGAAGAGGUAGAAGUAUUAAAAGAAGAAGUAGAAGUAUUAGAAGAAGAUGAUAAUAACAAGUUAGAAAAACUUAAAAUAGUAGAAGAUGAAGAGAAAGUGGUAGACGAAAUCAAGGUAGUAGAUGAAGAGAAAGUAGUGGAAGAAAUCAAGGUAAUAAAUGAAGUGGUAGAUGAGGAGAAAGCAGAGGAAGAAGAAGAAAAAGUAGUAGAGAAACAACAAAAGCAGAUGGAAGAAUCGUCUCCAGUGAUUUCAUUGAGAUCGAAAACCAAUAAUUUAGCUACCACUCUUGGAAAGUGUAACCUUGAUGAUCCAAUAGAGAAAUCACCCCCACCCUUGAUUCAUAAUUCACAUUCAGCACCAAACACUACCAAUAACAGUCUACAGUGUUCACCUACAUCCAUAGCAGAGAAUGCACCGCUCAAAUCAAACAACAACAACGACAAUAACAACAACAACAAUGAUAUUCCAUUGUUUUCAGUAACACCAUCAACACCUCCUUCCACUUCACCAACACCGACCUCACCAUCACCAUCACCACUGAAAACCAGUAAAUCCAACGAAAACGAUACACAUCCACCGAUGCUACCGAUCUCACUCUCAAGAUCUGCACCGAAUCUCUCAAUGCUCUUAUCUGAAUCACAACGUCAAAAUCUUAAUAAUAGAGUUAUAAGUAGUAAUCUAAAUAGCAAUAAUAAUAACAAUAAUAAUAAUAAUAAUGCAGGUGUAUUAGAUCCAUUAAAACAACAUCAAUUACAACAACAACAGCAACAACAAAAUGAACAAAAACAAAUGUUGGAAGCAGUGCAGUUGCAGAUGAAACAACAGGAAGAGAAGAAAUCGAGUUUGAGAGACGCUCUAAGGGAGUCGGUACCACCGAUCACUCUUGGCAAUGUCACUGGUGAGUUGAAGAAUGAACACGAGAGUAACGGUGCUGGUCCGUUGGUUGGUGGAGUCAGACCUUCGCGAGUCGGUGCAGUCUUUGAUCAUUUCAUCGUGGUUGGACUGCCCUCGACCAUCGAUAUCAAGUGCAGUGCACACGACGAACGACAGAAACACCAGCCACAAAUACUCUACACCUAUCCAGAGGGUCAAUCACUGCCCAACGACAUGAUCGUCGAUUUCUGCUUCCCAAAUGGCAUCGAAUCGCGAUCCUCUCAACGAUCUUCAUCCUAUUCAUCAUUGAAUCAAAUUGCAUUCUGUAACCUUUCGCAUCUACUGAAUCCGGAUCACUCUUUCGUAUUUCUACUAAACACAGCCUCAACUUUAUAUUAUGGUGUUUGUAUUGUCAAAGAGGAGGAAGUUAGUACACUUCCAACAUUUAUGCCAGAGCCAAAAAUUGUAAAAACUUCAGAAGCAAAUCCAACUGAAAGAAAGAAAUUGAAUAGAGAUCAAUAUGAUUUUAUUGCACCAAGAGUAUAUUGUUUGUUAACAAGAUUCCCAUUUUUCCAAUUACAUUUCCAAGUUUUACAUUCAGUUUUAGAACGUGAGAGAAUGUUAAUGUUGUUUGCAAUGACUCAAUCACAAGAUCCUACAAAUGUUGCUACAAUGGAUAUAAUAAAUAUGUAUUAUAAUAUUAAUAUGGAAACGAUUCGAGAAAAGAUUCAAUUUAAAAUACCUGGUCAAGAUUUAAAGACUGAUUUCCACUGUCCGAAUGGCAAUGAAGAUCGAUUGAUUGCCGAUUGGUCGUUGUUUACAGCAUUCGAAUCGAUUAAUUUAGAAGAUAUAGUAACUAUUUUUGCAUAUGCCUUGAUGGAAAGAUCCAUUUUAGUUUUAUCAAAGAAUUUAGGAAAUUGUUCAGCUUUUAUAUAUUCAUUCAUACCAUUAUUAAAACCAUUUACUUGGCAAUGUUGCUUUAUACCUAUAUUACCAGAAUCUUUAAUUGAAUCUUUAGAUGCACCUUUCCCAUUUUUAAUUGGAAUAAAAGAGAUUCCAGCAGAUAUAUUAUCAAUGAAAAAGGAUUAUUUAAUUAUGGAGGAGAAAUCCAAGGAGUUUCUUAUGGAGUAUCAACGGCUGGCUAGUAAGCGUGAGAGUAAAGUCAAUGUCGAUAUGAAUAUUAUCAAACAGCAGUUGAAGGAUAGUGAGGGUGUCAUAUCGGAACUGAGAGAAUCAAAGAAGAAGCUGGAGAUGGAAGCACUCGCUGUCAGUCCGAGCAAGAGCAACGGUACACUCACCUCAUUCCUCGGUCUCUCGGAGAUUAGAAAGAAGAAGCUAGAGUUUGGUCAUCGUAGAAGUCGAAGUGUUAGCGAUCAAGUCGAGAAGAACAUACUAAAGAAAUCUGUAAAAGGACCAUCAUUAUCAUUCUUUGAUUUCUCAGGUAGCAACAGCAACAACAAUAGUAGUGGUAAUCUUAAAUCGAAUCUAUCAAGAUCACAAUCACCACUUUCAAUUUCACAUAAUCCAAUUAUGGAAAUGUUGGAAAAGGAAGAUCAACAACAACAGCAACAACAUCAACAGAGUCUCCAUCCAAACAACAACAAUAAUAAUUCAAAUUCAAAUUCAAACUCUGGUGAUGAAUCAUCUCAAGAUGGUAAUUCACCUAGAAAUCUAUUAUUAAUAUAA